Molecule: messenger RNA, 2461 nt
Organism: Thlaspi arvense
Lineage: Eukaryota; Viridiplantae; Streptophyta; Magnoliopsida; Brassicales; Brassicaceae
Source: the annotation of a GenBank genome assembly
GCUAAUUGUCUAGUGUAACGGGACAAAAACAACUAAAUACUAAUUAAUAAUGAUAUUAUAGAUCGGAUCAUCGUUGACGCCAAAAAUCACGAAAAUAUUUGGAGUAUCACACCAAUGCCCUACAAAAAAAACCUCUCUCGGUUUAUGCUUUGACUUCCACGACUUCGAUCAUUCAUCAUCCAAGCUUGUGUGCCGGAUUAUCGAAUUGAGAUUCCGAGGAAAGAAUCAAAUUAAUCAGCAGAAAUGGAGAAGGAGACCGAAACUAGGGUUUUUCUAUCACACGAAGAAGAACAACAAGAGGAAGAGCCAUCUUUACCACGUUCCAUGGUGAUGUCUCUCUAUCUCGGCUAUUUUCUUGCUCGAUGGGGUGCAAGAACUUGGGAAUUCUCUGUUGCUCUGUAUAUGAUAUACCUCUGGCCAAACUCUCUGUUUCUCACCGCCAUGUACGGUGCUGUAGAAUCCGGUUCCACCGCCAUUUUCGGUCCCAUAGUAGGCCAAAUGAUAGAUGGAAUGAGCUACGUUAGGGUUCUUAGGCUCUGGCUUGUAACUCAAAACCUCUCCUUCAUUGUUGCUGGUGGUUCAGUCGUUGCUUUGCUGCUUGUUCCUGAUCUCAAGUCUCAGAAUUUCCCCGUUUUCGCAUCGUUGGUCGUGUUGACGAAUCUUUCCGGCGCCAUUGGAGUACUCUCAACUCUCGCAGGCACCAUUCUGAUCGAACGAGACUGGGUUGUGGUUAUGUCGGAAGGUCAUUCGCCAGGGGUUGUAACAAGAAUGAAUUCUGUUAUCAGAAGCAUUGACUUGAGCUCGAAGCUACUGUCUCCGGUUAUCACUGGUUUGAUCAUUAGCUUUGUCUCUCUGAGAGCCUCAGCGAUCACAUUCGCGGCUUGGGCUACUAUAACCGUGUGGAUCGAGUAUUAUCUCUUUAUCUCAGUUUAUAACGGUGUCCCUGCGAUAGUACAAAGCGAUGAGAGAAGGAGUUUAAGGCUGUCUCGAAGGCAAGCAAAAGAGUCAGAUAUUGCAUCUCGUUAUGAUGUUCCUCUUUUAGAAAGAACAGCCCAAGAGGAUGAACACACACAAAGUAGAAGUGGAAUCAUGAGGAUUCUUGAGAGAAUCUCAGAGUCUUCUUUUGUUGGCGCGUGGAGGAAUUAUCUCAAUCAAGAAAUUGUGCUCCCUGGAGUUGCUCUAGCUCUAUUGUUCUUCACUGUCCUCAGUUAUGGAACAUUGAUGACGGCGACAUUGGAGUGGAAAGGGAUACCAACUUAUAUCAUUGGUAUAGGCAGAGGAAUCAGCGCAGGUGUGGGAUUAGCUGCUACGGUCGUGUACCCUAUUAUGCAAUCCCGUCUCUCGCCGCUCAGAACCGGACUCUGGUCCUUCUGGUCUCAGUGGAGCUGCCUUUUGGUCUGUGUUGGAUCAAUAUGGGUUGAAACGGAGAAAAUAGCAUCAUACAUGCUCAUGGCUGGAGUUGCUGCUUCUAGGCUUGGCUUGUGGAUGUUCGAUCUUGCUGUAAUCCAACAGAUGCAGGAUCUUGUUCCGGAAUCGGACCGUUGUGUGGUUGGAGGUGUUCAGAACUCGUUGCAAGCGGCUCUUGACUUGAUGGGUAAUCUCUUGGGUAUCGUUGUAUCUAAUCCUAAGGAUUUUUGGAUAUUGACGUUAAUCUCAUUUGCUACGGUUUCGUUAGCCGGAGUUCUCUACACAGUUCAUCUCUACCGAAUCCGAAAACAUAUAUUUCACCUGGAGAAGAUUCCUUUACUGAACAAAUUUUUUGCUUCGUAAUUAUUCAACUUCAUUACUACUCCCUUUUCAUCAAAAAAAACUUAUGUCAUGUUCAAAGAACGUGCCACCAUUUCACAUCUCAAAUAAAAACAUCUCCCUACUUUUUAACCCACGUAAGAUUAUUAUAAUUAUAUGUUUUGACCAUCGUCCACCUUCGGUGUCCUCUCAACGUAUAGAAUCUUCUGACCUAUACUCAUCAGCUUCCGUUCAUGUGUUUCACGGCUUGUGCAGCGCUAUCGGCGAUUUCAAACUCGAUGAAAGCAAAACCUCGCGAGUCUCCUCUGAAAUCCUUUGCUAGAAGCGAUCUUAUGAUCUUUCCGAAACCCGAGAACAUCUGAAUCAACAUUUCUUCAGAGACUUGCGGAUCAAGAUUGGCUAAAUACAAACUCGUGAAUUGGCUUGGACAAACUGAAGAUCUGUGACGAAUAUCAUUGUUACCCAUCUUUAGCUCUCUUCCACACCUUCAUAAUGAGACACGGCGGAAGACCAUUAAACAUAAUCGCCAAUAUAAUCGCCACCGUCACCAGCAUCGAUAAAAGCAGCGAUGACGUCAUUUCCCGUCAAUAAUUUGUUCUAAUUAUUUCUGUUGUGCUCUGUUAUUGUACUCUGGUUUUCACUCUUGUACCAAGAAGAGAACCGAAUCAGAGACGGAGAAAGUGAAGAAUGCAAUUAAGUAUAGUGAGAAGGAGUC